Molecule: messenger RNA, 819 nt
Organism: Fonsecaea nubica
Lineage: Eukaryota; Fungi; Ascomycota; Eurotiomycetes; Chaetothyriales; Herpotrichiellaceae
Exons: 2
Coding region: 1-819 (272 amino acids)
Molecular function (GO): oxidoreductase activity, acting on the CH-OH group of donors, NAD or NADP as acceptor
Source: RefSeq, a predicted model, not a curated record
AUGGCGCAAAAGACGUUGCAGGGCAAAGUGGCCCUCGUCACCGGCUCGAGCAGCGGCAUGGGUCGAGGAAUUGCCCUUGGCCUUGCGAACCAGGGCGUCGCCGUCAUCUGCUGCGAUCUCAAGCCAGAGGCCAACCCGGAGGGAUUCGAAAAGGACCUGCAGACGACCACGGUCGAUGUGAUUCUCGCGCAAGGCGGACAAGCCGUGUUUUUCAAAGUGGACAUUUCCGUCAUGGCGGACAUUGAAAAAGCCUUCAGCGAGGGUAUAGCGAAAUUCGGACGUCUAGAUAUCGUCGUCAACUGCGCAGGCUACUGGGCACCAUUCCGGAAAUUCGCCGUCGAGGACGAUGACCUGUGGCAAAAGAUGGCCAACGUCAACUUGCUGGGCACUUCAAAGUGCAACCGCUUGGCGAUCCAGCAGUUUCUGAAGCAGGAAGUCGAUGAGGAAUGGGGGAGCCGGGGUAAGAUCGUCAAUGUCUCGUCCUGCGCCGGCAGCAUCGCCUUUCCGUAUGAGGUGGCGUACUCGGCGACAAAGGCGGCCAUCAACCACAUGACCCGCGCCGGGGCACUAGACCAUGCCCAGGACUCGAUCAACAUCAACUGUAUAGCCCCAGGCGUCGUGGCUACCGGUAUGGCCCGCAAAAACUUCGAGGAUGGAGACAUUAUCAAGCACAUGAAGAAGGCCACUCCCUGGCCUCGGCUGGGCACGGUCGAGGAUAUCGCAGGCACAGCUUUAUUCCUGUGUAGUAAACAAUCCUCGUGGCUCACUGGCCAGGUUUUUGCGGUGGACGGCGGUAUGACCCUUGGUGUGCCGCCUUGA